Erigeron canadensis is the source of this 2084-nucleotide messenger RNA. RefSeq lists its product as uncharacterized. Bases 1 to 588 code for a protein of 195 amino acids. The record is from RefSeq and is a predicted model, not a curated record. NCBI's taxonomy places the organism in Eukaryota, Viridiplantae, Streptophyta, Magnoliopsida, Asterales, Asteraceae. The transcript has 3 exons.
AUGGCCAACCGGAAAAACCCACCACCGCUACCACCACCGCCCUCCGGCCGGACAAAUCUAGCUUCAUGUAUAGUAGCAACAAUCUUCUUACUCUUCAUAACAACCCUCAUUCUCAUAAUCUUCUUUACAUUAUUCAAACCCAAACCACCAACCAUCACCAUCUCCGCCGUCCAACUUCCGUCAUUCUCCGCCACCAACACCACCGCCGUCACGGUCACGUUGACUAUCUCCCACUACAUCACCGUCACUAACCCCAACCACGGUGUGUUUACACACUACGACAGCUCAUUACAGCUUUUGAACGCCGGGAACCAAAUGGGUUUCAUGUUUGUCCCUUCCGGCAAGAUUGGAGCUGGCCGGAAAGUGUACAUGGCUGCCACAUUUGAUGUUGAGGGUUUUCCGGUGGAGUUGAAGGAUAAUGGGUUGAAUGGGUUUCGGGUCGGGCAGAGUUUGGAGAUUGAGACGAAGAUGGAGAUGGCGGGUCGGGUCAGGGUUAUGCAUUUUUUUACACAUUAUGUGGUGGUCAAAGUUGAAUGUAAAGUUGCUAUUGGUGUUAAUGAUGGAUCUGUUGUAGGGUUUCAUUGUUAAUUACAUUGGUCUUUUGUAUGUGUGUGUGUUUUGGUGUAUUUUUAAGGUGUUUGACUUUAUCAAUCCUAUUCAAAAUGGAUAAAUGAAAGAGGUUUUCCGGGUUCAUGUUGCUUGAAAACAAGUCAUUGACUUAGAUGUAUCUGGUUUAACCAAGUAUCCUUGUGAACAGUUACAGACUUUUCACCUCAUCACCCUAUAACCGUUUAUCAAGCCGCCUAACCACGAGACCACCUUUGUGGUGGUUAAUCCUAAUCGACAUGGAUUUUUUAUAAUUUGAAACUUGAUUGAAAUGAAAUGUGGCCUAUUACACAAAAAUAAGUCUCGUACUCUCGUUUAUGGUUUUUGUAAUGUUUUGUUGAGCAACUAUCAUAAGUAAUACGAGUAACAAUGAUGAUAACGAAAUGAGCAGCCUUAAGUUGAGUUUAAAUCCAUAAUAGCAUGCUGUGGUUCAGGAAGAUACAAUAGUUGGAUAACAUGCUUAUCAGGUGGAAUGGCUUGUAGAAAUGCUUCAAAUUAUCUAUGGUGGGACCAAUUGCAUGCAACAUCUGCUUUGAAUGAGAUCUUAGCAGAGAAUGUGUGGUCUGGAUUGCAUACCAGCGUGUAUUAUCCUAUGAACAUAAAGGACAUGAUAGCGCAGACGGCCCUUGCUGGUUCUGGUAUCUUUUCAAGCAAUUCGGAAUUGGGUCAGCAUAUAUCCUUCUCUCAGCAAAUUCCGCAGGUUAUGGAAACCUUUCAGCAUAUUUCUGACUCAAUGUUCUACGCUGCUAUGGAGACAAAUGACUUUGAUCACUGAAAGUUUUGAUGUUUCCGCGGGGGUUCGAGAUGUAGUGGCAUACUUAAGCUACAGUUUACUUUCUCUUAUCAUCAUUUCUAUGAGCAUGUGGUGGUUUUCAUGGAUGAGCAAUAGGGACCCGUCAUAUCAAGUGCCAGUCCCCGACUUAGAACCCGAGCCAUCAGGUUCAGGUGCUCCAGGAGACUUAGAAUCAGGACAGGUUAUUCCACAAGGUGCAGACUUAAAAGCAGGAACUUCAGGUUCUAAAGCACCAGGACCAGAGGGAGACUUAGAAGCAGGAACUUCAGGUUCUAAAGCACCAGGGCCAAAUGUAGAAGCAGACGAUACAGAUACUGAUUAUGAUACUGAUACUGAUUCUGAUAGAGAAUCGCUGGAACAUGAAAGCGACUAUGAGCACAUCAUGGAGGAUCGCAUUAUAGUAGAAGAUAUCGAGGGUCCGUACAUGACAAGGUACCAAGUGCGUUUGGCAAGAGAAGAGAAGAAGAAGUGCGCUUGGCAAGGGAAAGAGAAGAAGCAGCACCCUUGGCAGGAGAAGAAAGCGUACACCCUCUGCUUAAAAUAGUGGCAGCAUUCUUGAAAUACAUUUUGCGCUAGCAACUAUGGUUUGAUGUUAAUAUAGGAUUUUUUGUUGGGGUAUUUCACAGACGGGUAACCUUGUAUCAAGGGUAAGAAACCAAUGACCGGAUAUCUUUUUGUAUCGUGA